GCACCUCUCAUUCGGAGCAUAUAGCCGAUUUGGUUCCCUCCGUUUCGACCUUCGGAGUGGUGGUAAAGCGCGCGAGCAACCGUCCGUUUAGGUUAUGUCGCCGCCUCGUGACUAAAAAAAAACCGGCUCUCGCUCGAGGUGUUUAGGACAUUUUAGGGCUCAGGGCAUCUGGGGCUUAGGUGGUUUUUUAUGUCGGAGUUGCACGGUCUGGCCCUGAAACGUUCCUGCGUCCAUCGUCGACUCGCUGUAUAGUCUAUAUUUACGCAAAGCUGCCGGGUUACUCGACACACAUGAUGCCAACACCUGCCCGUCGCGCUUGGAAAUGAGCAGAGACCUGGGUCUUUACCGUCACACCGUCAGAUUGUAUGUACGCAGGCAAUACUACUCCGUCGUACAUAAACGGGUAACUGAUAAAGCAGAAGUACCUUCCGGUACGACCGUAUGUACAGUUUUUAAUAGAUACGAUUCCACGGCGUCUAGUAGACUCGCCAAGAACGACAUGGACGUGUUCAGAUUCACGGACUACGACUGCGUCGGCUUCGACCUGGACAACACUCUGCUGCGUUACAACGUCACGAAUCUAGUUCGCAUGGAGUACGAGAUGCUGGCCAGAUUCUUGGUGGACAGACGGGGAUACGGCGCGAAGCAUCUGCUGAAACUACCGCUGACAGACGACGACCUGGACUUUAUGCAGAAGGGACUGUUGCUGGACAUGGAGAGGGGAAACGUGCUCAGGCUGAGCCCGGACGGUGUUAUCCGCAGAGCGUGCCACGGCUCGCGUCUGUUAAACGCGGACCAAAUAAGGGAGAUAUAUCCGGAGCAAAGGUGGGAGGCCACGGAUGUUUUCUGUCGCGACGUACUGGCAGCCUGGAACGGUGCUCUGUCCGAGAAAUUGAGGAGCACGCUGGAUUACUUCGACAUAGUGGCGGGUCUGGCGUUUGCACGAGCUGUAGACACUCUCGACGAGGAACGCGGAUCACCCUUGGACAGAUAUAAUAUCUGGCCUGACAUACUGGCCGGACUGUUUUACAUGUUCUCUAGAGAGCAUUUCCAAUCGAACAAAGGGAUCUUUGGCCAUGUUAAAAGAGACCCGGAGAAAUAUUUGCGUAAAUGCAGCUCAGACACGAUCUCCUGGUUGAGAGAAGUAAAGAAAAAAUCCGCGACCUUUCUCAUUACCGGAUCGAAUGCGGACUUUGCGAGUUUCACCGCGAGUUACGCUCUCGGGGAAGACUGGCGAUCUCUCUUCGAUAUUGUAGUGUGUUACGCGAGGAAACCGGGGUUUUUUAUUAACAAUCGGCCGUUCUUCGACGUCGUAAAUAAUAACGAAACCAAUAUUGCGAGCCGAGAUUUAAAACGAGGCGAAAUGUACAGUCAGGGAAACUGGAAUGAUCUAUUAGAAUUUCUCGCUCGUAUAACGGGGAAAAUUAAUCAGCGGUGCUUAUACGUCGGCGAUAAUCUCAUACAAGAUAUUUAUGUACCAAAUGUAUUUGCACGUUGUGAUACACUGGCCGUAAUCGAGGAACAAAUGUCAGAAGGGAUGCUCUAUCACUCUUUGACACAUCUGGACGAGAAGAUUUUGAAUUCGAAACUCUGGGGGUCUUACUUUUGUCUGAAAGAUUCGACAAUCAAUGUAGACUCUUUAUGGGGGCAUAUAAUAAAGAAACACGCGAAGCUGUGCAUACCGGAUAUCAGUUUGGUAACACAGAGACCGUUAGGGGAGCCUAUCCUUUGUUUUGAUAAAGAUGGAAAGUCAUAUCGCGGAUAUUAUCCUGCUGUACCACUCACUAUCAAGGAACAAUUAAAACGACUAGGCCGACCUUCGAGGGAAAUGAUGAGUACAAAAACAACUUACAGAACAAAACGUGCCCAACAGAGACAACAGGAAGGCCUUGCGGCUGUAGAACAGAUUUUAGAGAGUAAGAAUAUAACAAAAACCGAAACGUAAAUAAAUGAGACUUGUAAAGAUCUAA
Messenger RNA from Temnothorax curvispinosus, 1970 nucleotides. RefSeq names its product 5'-nucleotidase domain-containing protein 1 (gene Nt5a). The record is from RefSeq and is a predicted model, not a curated record. Lineage: Eukaryota; Metazoa; Arthropoda; Insecta; Hymenoptera; Formicidae. Gene Ontology annotation, molecular function: 5'-nucleotidase activity. The transcript is spliced from 2 exons. Bases 323 to 1945 code for a protein of 540 amino acids.